Molecule: messenger RNA, 1462 nt
Organism: Tuber melanosporum (Perigord truffle)
Lineage: Eukaryota; Fungi; Ascomycota; Pezizomycetes; Pezizales; Tuberaceae
Exons: 3
Coding region: 36-1352 (438 amino acids)
Biological process (GO): glycerophospholipid biosynthetic process
Cellular component (GO): mitochondrion
Source: RefSeq, a predicted model, not a curated record
ACAUCAUCCAUCCACAGCCAAUUAAUCUCAUCAGCAUGAGUUUCCUCCUCUUAUCCAAGCGUAUGCCCACCCGCUGCAUCCCCCUCGCCCGCACACUCGUAACCAGCCGCCCCCCAAAAGUUUUUACACCCGGCCGAUUCGGUAUUGCUUUUGACAUAGACGGUGUUCUCCUCCGUGGACUAGACCCUCAUCCCUCGGCUAAAACGGCGCUCACGAAAUUGCAAGAGAAUGACAUUCCCUUCAUCCUCCUGACCAACGGGGGUGGCAUCUCGGAAGUAGCCAGAUGCGAGGACCUCUCUUCAAGGCUGGAUUUCCCGAUCGCCCCAUCCCAACUCGUCCAAUCGCACACUCCGGCAAAGAACUAUACAAAAUUCUACGAAACAAUUCUCGUUGUCGGCGGGGAAGGCGAGAAUUGCCGUAAGAUAGCGGAGGAGUACGGCUUCAAGAACGUCUUCAUCCCUGACGACUUCUACGCCACAGACCCGCACAUAUCCCCCUUUAGCACCUCGCCGCCUCCGGCCUACGCGCGAAAUGUCCCGAAGGGGACGAAAAUCGAUGCUAUUUUCGUGUUCAAUGACCCUCGGGACUGGGCGCUGAGCACACAGGUUAUAAUCGAUUUUCUGCGCUCUGAUAACGGUGUGUACGGCACACUCGCGGAGCCGGGACAUAUGAAGCCGGUGCCGACGUUCUUCACGAAUAGCGACAUCGUCUGGGCCAGUACGUAUCAUAUGCCCAGGCUUGGGCAGGGUGCGUUCAAAGAGGCGGUUCUCUCGAUUUUCCCCCGCAUUCCAGGAGCAACCGGGGGAGCGCACCUCCGGAGUCUUGGGAAACCGACUACGCCCGCCUUUAGGUAUGCACAGCGUUUGCUGGAACAAAAUCUCGUCGCGAAGCUCAAAGCGACAUCCCCGGAAUUCCGAGUCUACAUGAUCGGUGACAGCCCGGACAGUGACAUCCGAGGCGCCAACCGAGCCAGGAUCAAUGGCACAGUCUGGUGGAGCAUCCUCGUGCGAUCUGGCGUCUGGCGCGAGCCCUAUCAUGCCAAAUCACCCAUAGCCAUAGUAGACGACGUCCUCGCUGCCGUCGACUGGGCCAUGGAAAACGAGCAAAAGAUCAAGGAUGGAGUGGCGCUCGAGAAGUACCCCUCGAACCUGCGGCCCGGGUUCAGACAGCUGCGUAGGAAAGGCCUGGUUAGGGGGUCUUCGCCGGAUAGUGGUGGUAAGGUGGAGGUGGGCGACAUCGGGGGGGAAGAGAGUGCUCGGCUAGAGAAGACGGAUGGUGCUAUGAAGGAGAAGGGUGACGGUGCUUUGGAGGGAAAGAGGGCAAAUGGGGAGAGUGGCUCUCACUCUGAUUAGACUUACUAGCUUACCCACUCGGGACGGGGAGGAAUGCUUGGAAUAAAAAAGUUCUCUUCCUCCCUUUCGUGUAGUUAUUAUUUGUACAACCAAUUAUUCUCUCAACUUUA